This is a messenger RNA of Carassius gibelio (silver crucian carp), 2595 nucleotides long. Its product is annotated as mitotic spindle assembly checkpoint protein MAD2B. NCBI's taxonomy places the organism in Eukaryota, Metazoa, Chordata, Actinopteri, Cypriniformes, Cyprinidae. The transcript has 16 exons. Gene Ontology annotation, biological process: positive regulation of peptidyl-tyrosine phosphorylation; defense response to Gram-positive bacterium; negative regulation of alpha-beta T cell proliferation. Gene Ontology annotation, molecular function: protein binding. Gene Ontology annotation, cellular component: external side of plasma membrane; zeta DNA polymerase complex. The coding region runs from base 281 to 913 and encodes 210 amino acids. The record is from RefSeq and is a predicted model, not a curated record.
UGUUCUCCUACAGAUUUCAGAAGAAAAGAAUAAAUAUCCUUCGGGGGGGAUAGCCUCCUGUGUUGUUUUAUAACAUUUUUGUUUAUAUACUGCUUACUUGUAAGUUACAGACAUUUCCCCAAUAAUCGGACUGUAUUAUAGUUUUUUUGUAUUUUCGUAGAGAACUGUUUUUUUUAUUUAAAUACAACACUACAUGUAGCAACAAUGCAUGAUGAUCGCUGAGGUUUUAUAAGCGAGACGCUCCUUUUUCAUUAAAAGUUGUUGCAUCUAUGAUCUCAUUAUGGCCACUCUGACGAGGCAGGACCUUAAUUUCGGGCAGGUUGUUGCUGACAUUCUGUGUGAGUUUCUGGAAGUGGCCAUUCACCUCAUUCUCUAUGUCAGAGAUGUCUAUCCAUCUGGGAUCUUUCAGAAAAGGAAGAAAUACAACGUACCUGUGCAGAUGUCAUGCCAUCCAGAUUUAAAUCAGUACAUUCAAGACACGCUGCAUUGUGUCAAGCCACUGAUAGAAAAAAAUGAGGCUGAGAAGGUUGUAGUGGUGAUCAUGGAUAAAGAGCACCAUCCUGUGGAGAGAUUUGUGUUUGAGAUCUCACAGCCUCCACUGCUGUCCAUCAACUCAGAGACUCUGCUGUCUCACGUGGAGCAGCUGCUGAGAGCCAUGAUCCUAAAGAUCAGUGUGUGUGACGCUGUCCUAGACAACAAUCCUCCAGGAUGCACAUUCACAGUGCUUGUACACACCAGGGAAGCUGCCACAAAAAACAUGGAGAAAGUUCAGGUCAUCAAGGAUUUUCCAUGGAUUGUAGCAGAUGAGCAGGAAGUUCACAUGGAAGAGGCAAAACUCAUUCCUCUAAAAACAAUGACUUCUGAUAUCCUCAAGAUGCAGCUCUAUGUUGAAGAAAAAACACAGAAAACUUGAUGCUGUGGAUCACAUGAAAGCAGCUGCGGGGUGUAACACAGUAAACAGGAACUGAUUUUUUGUUUUUGUUUUUUGCGUGAAAACAGGAUUGUUUACAUAUUUGGGUUUGGUAAUAUGAAGAAUAUUGAGCUGGACUGAGCUGAUCUUGUUAAGCAGUAUUAAUGUUUAUCACAAUGUCUGGUUGCUUAAGGUCUGUCAUGGAGCUGAAACUGUUUAAUUGUUUUAAACAGUUAAGUAAUCUUUCACUGCCUCUGCUUACCUCUGUCAUGAAUCCAUAUGUUGUUCUCAAAGUGUCUACAUUGUUGUUGUUGGGAGCACACAUAAAGUUUAAAAGAUUAAAGUUUUGAAACUGCUUUUACGUUAGAUUAAACGUGUGAUCAUUUGUUCAUCCUGUUAUUGUGAAAUUUCAUACUGGUUAUUACCUAACAUAAUAGAAAUAAACAAUUAUGUAAUCCAAACUUCCAAGGGCACACAUAACAGCCAUUAAGGACAACACCAGACAAAGAACCAGGGAAAACACGGGUUUAAAUACACAAGUCAACAAGCCUAACAAGGGGUUGGAGCCACUGAUCUAUAUAGAUCAGUGGUUGGAGCCAAUAAAUUACUAUGGUAAUUCAUCUUAAGUCAGGCCAUUCUCCACUUUGAAAACUUUGUUAUUUUUGACGUGGAACACAUUUGCUAGUGGAGAAAUUCAAACUGUUGAAAGGACAGUCUGGCACUUCUGACACACAGUCUCACAGCAGUGUAGCGUAUUGAUCAACCUAGCACAUCAAAGACAGACAGACAGACAGACCGCAGAAGUGAAGCCCUCCCUCCUUUCCCAGUUGUGUUUGUCUUGCUGUUGAGCUCUGUAAGAAAAAAGGACCGGCAAUGAUUCUGGUUCCCUGAUAUGUACAUAAGCUACACCUUCAUUCAUCCAUCAACAUUUCUACCUCUUGUUGUCAUCAAAAUUGUGUUUUGUAUGGCUACUUGUAAUAAUGCAGAAUAUGAGAUUAAUGGAGAGUGUUGCCCCAUGUGUGAUCCAGGAAAGCAAGUUAAGAACCAUUGUGAUGAGUACACAAGCACAACAUGUGAUUCAUGUCCUGCGUUGACCUACACUAAUGUUCCUAAUGGAUUCACAAAAUGUCUGCCGUGUUUUGUCUGUGAUUCAAGUAAUGGGUUGAGAGAAAAGCAGGCAUGUACAUCAAUAUCAGAUACAGUGUGUGAACCUCUUCCAGGUUAUUACUGUGUAGACUUGCUCUCCAACUGUAAAAAGGCCAUGAAACAUUCAACCUGCUCACCUGGGCAAUACAUCAACCAAACCGGAACAGAAUUGAGUGAUACAAUGUGUGAAGACUGUCCUGUUGGUUCAUAUUCAAAUGGUACAUUUUGCAAAUGGCAUACAAAGUGUGAAUCUCUUGGAAAAACAGUAGUCAAAGCAGGAACUGAUACGUCUGAUGUUGAAUGCAGUAAUGGAAGAUCCUAUUUCGGGUUUGUGAUUCUGUCGAGCGGAGUAUUUGUGGUGCUUUUCACAACUGCAUUUAUUAUAAAGAGAAAAAAUAAGCAUGUCAGUGGUGCUACUCAAGUUACACAAGUUACUUAAGUUUGGAACUGUACAGAACUAUUUCCCCCAACACAGUGUAAAUAGAAUGAAAUAUGUUUAUAAACUAACAAUUAAACUGAUCUGUCUGUGUUCAUUGACA